Molecule: messenger RNA, 8088 nt
Organism: Diorhabda sublineata
Lineage: Eukaryota; Metazoa; Arthropoda; Insecta; Coleoptera; Chrysomelidae
Gene: POSH
Product: E3 ubiquitin-protein ligase SH3RF3
Exons: 9
Coding region: 220-2670 (816 amino acids)
Biological process (GO): positive regulation of proteasomal ubiquitin-dependent protein catabolic process; protein ubiquitination; positive regulation of JNK cascade
Molecular function (GO): protein binding; metal ion binding; ubiquitin protein ligase activity
Source: RefSeq, a predicted model, not a curated record
AGUGUUGGUUCGUCCAUCCGUCACCGCACCCAGAUAGAUGCGAUGACUGAUGCCUUUUGUUACAGGAAGUGAUAAUUAAUAUGCAUAAAAUUUAUUGGAACGUAUUAACAAUUAACUGAGUUAUACGUACAAAAUCGGAAUAUAACUGUUACUAUGUAAUUAGAAAAUGUGUUCUUAAAUAGUGGACUGUUGUGUACUUAGUUGUUGAUAGUUUUAGACAUGGAUGAAGGAACUUUAAACGAUUUAUUAGAGUGUUCAGUUUGUUUAGAACGAUUAGAUACAUCUAGUAAAGUGCUUCCUUGCCAGCACACAUUUUGCAAGAAAUGUUUGGAAGAAAUAGUGCAAACGCAUAAGGAAUUGAGAUGUCCUGAGUGUCGAGUAUUAGUCUUGAUUAAAGUGGAUGAUUUACCCCCUAACGUUCUUUUGAUGCGAAUACUAGAGGGUAUUAAGAAUGCUGGGAACCCGUUUCCAAAAAAAAUCAACAAGCCUACUAAAACAUCAAAUCUGCUUUCUGCAGCACAGACAACUCCAUUACAUACCCCUCAUGGAACUCCUGAUCAUAGAUUAAAUGCUAAUAAGCAACAGUCGCAUCUGUUACCUCAUCAGCCUUAUGCUAAAGCAAUGUAUGACUACAUAGCGAAAGAAGCGGGAGAUCUGAAUUUUAAGAGAGGUGAUGUUAUUAUUUUGAAAAAGAGAAUUGAUAGCAAUUGGUAUCAAGGAGAAUGUGGUGGAAAACAAGGUGUAUUUCCGUUAAGUUAUGUUCAGAUUAUUACUCCAGUACCCAGCCAUAUACCACAAUGUAAGGCACAAUAUGAUUUUCGUAUGACAAAUGAUGAAGAAGAAGGCUGCUUAUCAUUUAAUAAAGGUGACAUAAUUAAUGUUAUAAGAAGAGUUGAUGAAAAUUGGGCCGAAGGAAAGCUAAAUGGCAGAAUUGGAAUUUUUCCUUUAGCUUUUGUUGAACUGAAUAAUUUGGCAAGAUCAUUAAUGAAACUAUCCACAAAUGCUCAACCAGGACCAUCUCGUGUUGCACCUCCUACUCCAACUUCGGAAGAUACUUCACCACUUAUACCAACAGAUCACACACACAAUGUAAUACCUCAACAAAUACAACCUCAGCCUCCUAUACCUACGGCUCGUGCUCCAGUCUCAAAUUUACAACAUGCUCCAGUCUCAAAUUUACAACAUGCUCCGCUUGCUGCUUCCGACUCCAGCUCAACUUUAAGCUCAGGUACAUCUGGAGGUACUUCAAAUAUAUCUUCUGCAAAUGCUUCAUCGGGUAACACUUCAACCAGUUCAAGCAGUCCCUCGUCUCCAGCUUCUCCUCCUCCACCUAAGAACCAGCAAAUACUACCACCCAAGAAUACAAUAAGACCUGACCUUCUCAACACUGCCAAGUUAUCAACUCCACAACGUUCUCCUCAAAAUCAGCCUUGUUCGUCUGAUCCACAUCUCACUCCUCACCAUCAACAUUCGAAAGAAAAACGACAUAGUUUCACAAGUAUAGCUACUACACAUCUUCCAAAUACUCUUAUGACCAAUCAGAACCGAUUAUCUGCUGAAAUUCUGGCUGGAAACGAGAAUGGACACUUGACAACGACAAAUGAGAGGAGAGCUCGCAAUGUGCCGGAUGUACAAUUACCUGCAACUUAUGUUGCUUUAUAUCCUUACAAACCGCAAAAAGCAGAUGAAUUAGAAUUAAAGAAAGGCGGCAUUUACAUGGUUACUGAAAUAUGUCAUGAUGGAUGGUUCAAAGGUACAUCAAACAGAACUCAAAAAUGUGGUGUAUUCCCGGGCAAUUAUGUAACACCAGCUAGAGGAGUUCCUAAUCCGCUUGGUACCAAGGAACUUUCUGAUUCUAAAUUACCCGUAAGUUUUACACGAAGUGGUAAAAAUGUGUCCGCUUCAACGCAGCAUGUCGUUUCCACUAACCCUCCUGAAUUACCGGCUCGAGCGACUAGUCCUUCCAAUUCAUUUUCUAGCAGUUGGCAUGGGGCCCCUCAAGAUCCUCAAGCUGUACCAUUAGGUAGAAGUAGCAGUGCCAUUAUGACAGGAGGAAAUGCUGUGGCAUUGACAAAUAAAACCGACAAGUCUAAGGAACAUCGAAAAGAGAAAGGGACUGUUGGCUUAAUGAAACGAUUAGCCAGUAUGAAAAGGUCCAAAUCACCCCCACCGUCUACGUAUUCAAUGGAUAAUCCAGUUUUUGAGGACGCUAGUGCUAAAACUUCAACCACGCCUGUUCACGUCAGGUCGGGAUCGUGUCCGAGUCAACUGCUUCAGAUCCAACCAAGUGACCAUCACCGUAUGUUUGGAUCUACCUCCCAACGUCACAAACAUAAAGAGCGCCCUUCCAUACUUACGCACAGUCCCAGUAUCACUCCUCGGAACAACGAAAACCCGGCAGGAAGUUCUGGUUCAAGUCCGGACGUUCAACGCCAUAGAAAAUCCAAUUCUUUAGAUGGCGGUAACAAGACAAAAACUACAGUCCAAACUGUAAGAGAACGUUUCAGAUGCAUCGCUCCAUAUCCACCUAAUAGUGACUAUGAACUGGAAUUGCAAGUGAAUGACAUCAUUUAUGUACACAAGAAACGUGAAGACGGAUGGUAUAAGGGCACACAACAGAGAACUGGAAAGACUGGAUUAUUUCCUGCUAGUUUUGUAGAAAGUUAUUAGUAAUUGCGAUUUUCGGGUAUGUGAAGUAGUAGCUUCGAAGUUACUAUUGCGGUGUAUACGUUCUUUUAAAAGAAGCACAUUACUUUGAGUAAUAAAAGUUUUUCUAUAACAGAAUUUUGUGCACUUUCCUUAUAAAAAAUUACAACUAAAUUUGAGUUUUAUAUCAGAUAUGGAAUGCGCUUCUUUAAUGGUUUCCACUCAUUAUAUUUUCAACUAUUUUACCUAGUCAGUUGAUCAAUUUUAAAAAGUGUUGAUUUAUUAAACGAUCAAAUUAAUAUACACUAAUAAAUAUUUGAAUAUAUUUUACAAUAAUUAUAAACUAAUUUAUUAUUUAUAUUAAUGUUUAAACUGUUAAUCCAGUGCUUUUGUUUAUAAAUACAUGUGAUGUAUGGAUAUUUGGAGAUAUUUUUGAUGCACUAUAUAUACUGUGAUAUAAAAUUUGAAUUUCAAGAUAUAAACUGGGAUAUUUUCAAAUGAGGGAAUUCGUAUAUUUUUCGAUUUUGUAUAAUGGAAUAUUAUAUAGAGAAGUUGGUAUUAUAAAUGGAAAAGGUGGGUAAAGAUCAUGUUGCUUAUACCGUUCAUUAAUUCAUAUAACUUUCCAACCGCCUUCCUCUGCAAUACUUUGAAUGUAUUAACAAGAGAAUGUUGAUUUAUAAAAUUACUAGACAGUUGGGUUAAUUCAAAUUCUAAAAAUAGUUAACAGUUAUAUGCACAUAUUUGAUUAUUUUUCUUACUUACAUGUUUGUGUAUUUAGCGUUUGAGUUUUCAUUAUUCAAUGUAGAUUAACGAUGAAAAAUGAUAUUUAUACAACAAAAAAUUCUAAUUUAAAAUAGAAUUUGACGGCUUAUCGUCGUCUGUCAGUUUUUGUACUGUAGAAAGAUUUUGCUUUCAAAUAUUUACCAAUGGUUAUUUGUUUAAUGUUAUUAUAUGUUAUAGUGUCAAAAUUCUUGAAUUAUCAUUAUUUACAGACAAUCAAAAAUAUCUUCAAUGUCCAUAAUAUAUGGCAGGGGUAGUCUACUUGAUUAGACCCAAGAUCUACUGUUAACUAAUGAAACCCUGUGUGUCUACCGAUUACACAUUUCUUGAAAUCUUAAAAGAAAUUGUUUUGUACACAAUUAUGUAGUAUUUUCUAUUUUAAUUAAAAGGAAAACAUUAAACUGGAAAUUAUUAUUCGUAGCUACUUAUUUAUACUAACUGCAUCUGAGCAUCUUCCGCUAGAUUAGCAAAAUAAGGUUUGAGGAUGGAAUUUGCCAAAAAAAUCCAAUGUAUGACCGUCGGUCAAGCGAGAACGGUGUUUAUUUUUUGUUUGAACUAGAAAAAUGCUGACUCACAUAAAUAUGUUGAACCCAAACACGAUCGUAGUUAUUCAACAAAUUUCGAUUUUUCUCGAUGUAAACGAAUGCCCAGAAUCUAGACCUAAGGAUGACCUUUCCCUUAAAAAUAUGUCGCUGCGCAUCUAGUCCAGACUACCAAGGCUUUUACCUCCGAUUCCCAUGAACCUACAUCGAUUUUUAUGAAAUUUUGACAGCAUAUAGGGAAUACCUCAAAAAGCAAAAUCUACCCUAUGCCGAUGUGUGCUUUUGUCAUAGGGGGUGAAAAUUUUUAUGCUGAAAAUAACCACGGAAAUUGAUAGAGGAUAAUAUUUCAAACAAAAAAUGUUAGUAUUUUUUUGAAAAAUCAAUAAUCAAUAAUUUACCUAUUAGUUAUGCGCGAUUUAAAACUUGAAUUUUUUUGGAAAAAAACACAUUUUUAAUGAUUUUUCAUGAAUAAUUCAAAUACUUUUGAUUUUAUCAAAAAAAUGAGAGUAAUUUGCUUUAGGCGUAAUACAAACAGAGUUUGAUUUAUUGUAAGUUGAAUAUGUUUAUCGAAUGAAAUUUUUUUAAAAUUCAACGUCGGGAAAUUGCAUAAAAACUUUUUCAAAGUACUUUUAAAAAGCUUUAACAUAAGAGUCAGUAAAACUCUCUACCAUAAAAACUAAGAUAGCUAUGGCCAAAUUAAAAUCUAUUUAUAUUUUCUUUGUAGAAAAAAACCUCAAUUCCACCCUUUGCAAUAGUACCUACGCAAAUUGCAACAAAAAUAUAAUCCGGUAAUGAUUUACUUUAUUUACGCACUAACAAUGAUUUCUGGAAGUUUGAACGAUUUAGAAUACAUAAUGUCGAAAGAAUUGUGUUUAAAGUCGAAAAAUCAUUUUCGAAAUUUUUAAAAAUUUCUCCAUUUUUUCAAAAUUUGUGAAAAACUAUAGAAUAUUCAUAAAAAUUGAUAAGGAAUGAAAAGUUAUUUUUUUAAACAAGUUUUUUGCUUUUUUUAAAUUUUUUGUAACUUUAGAAUAACUGAGAUUAUGUCCUUUCAAAUCGUACCCUAACGGAUGACCGAUACAAUUUCCGAACCCUUUAAACGUUGCCCUUUAAAAAAUAGAGUGCUAAUGAAAUUUAAAAUGUUUAUAAACUUAUAGGUUAUAAAAUUCCCUACAAAUCCACGUUUGGAGCAACUUAUUUACUUGGAAAUUGACCGAUAUAUCACACCUUAAAUUCAAUACUGCAAUAAGCUCAUAAUGCUAAUUUUACAGGAAAGCAAAAACAAAAACGAUUGUUCUAGAUCAGUUAGUUCGGUACUUAGGCGUACCAAAUUCGGUGCACAUACCGUUUGAAGUUAUCUUUACUGAUUAGUUAUGUAAAAUCUACAGACAGCUCAUUUGUAUUUUAGUUUAAUGUAUUAGAUAACAGGAAAAUACCCAAAAAAUUAUAAGCUAAAAUUCGUCCACAAAAGUUGUAUUUAAACUUGGUAAAUCUAAGAAAGAACAACAUCAGAAAAACGGAAUAAUAUUGACCAAAAUGGAACGAGGAUUUUAAAUUAAAAUUGAUUCCUUAAACCUAGCAUAGAGUUAGUUACGACUUGGGAAUCACACUGGCUUUAAAUAAAUAUAAUAAGUCUUUUCUUUUUGUUUGUGUCAAUCUUUGACUUUUUAUAUAAGGCGGGAUCAGUCAUUUUCUCUUCUUUUUCUUAUUAACACUUCUUCGAAAUCUUCACUCUCAUAGGAGGUUUUCCCCUGAAAGGAAAAGGGUAUUUCCAUCUCGUAUCUCAUUUGAUUUUUCUAACAUCUUUCGAUGACAUAGUGGCUUACGGUGCAUACAGUUGCGAGUAAUUAAUUGUAAUAGUGACAAUCGACUCCUCACGCGGAAUCUGUUAGUACUACUAUUGAUGAUGGUGAUGCACUAUAGAAAUAGGAGUACGAUAUGCCCAAAAAACUUAAAACACAUUUUUUUAAUUUUGGAAUAUAAGUGAAAGUAUCUAGCAUGUAGAUUGGAGAGAUACAGGGAUAAAAAAACAAGAUAUGAAGGAUGAACUGACUUUGCGAGAGUUUUUAAUAGAACAUAAUCCUUUCGAUGAUAUUAAUAAUCUGCGCAAUACUGUCACUAGAAUGAUCGCAACAGAAGAAAUAAAUUGUUAUGACGCUAAGAAGGCAAAUAUAAGCUCAUUCCGUUACUUGGAGUUAAUAGAAAAUUCAAAAUUGCUGAAAAAAUUGUAAUCCUUUAUUCUUGUGCGAUGAAAAAAGUGACGAGGAACUAUAGUUUUAUUUAAAAUUUGAAUUUACUCCGUAUCCACUCUCUUUGUUUGAUAAUACAGGCAUGGGAAACACUGCAAAAGCGUUUCGGAUUCGUUAUUUCAACUAAUCGAUAUCACCUUGGAUAAAAAUAAUUCUGCAUACAUCAUUGAUAGGGGGAUGUUAUUGUAUAGAGUUAAAUAGCCGAUUAAUGCUCUUAUGAAAUAGUUUUUUUGGAAUACUUUUCUUACCUAAAACGUAAUUUCGUUCGGCAUAUAACUGUUGCAUUUGAUCGUUACCUUGAAGAAAGUACUAAAAUGAUAGAAAGAAGCCGACUUUCACAAAAAUACUCUCAAAAGAAUAUCAUUUUUCCAAAGAUAUGACUGUCCCAGUUUCUCUAGAUAAAUUUUUAUUUACAGAAACAUUCGAUCAACUGUUGUCAAGAAAAAGGUGACAGCGAAGAAGUAGAAGAAACAGCACUGCAGGAUGAGUCAACUUUGAAGAAAAUAAUUGUGGCAGAAGACGUUGACAUUUUAGUUAUUUUGACAGCCAGAGCUAAUGCUGAGUAAGAAAUUUAUUUCUUAAAAUCAAGAAAACAAAAUGUUCCUUCAAUGGUGUAUUGAAAAGUUUUUCAAUUUAAUAUCCAGAAAGUGCAUAGUUUAUAGCUUUCUCACAUUCCUUUCCUGGAUGUUAUACAACAACCGCAUUUUAUAAUAAAGGUAAAAAAAAGUUUUUUGAAAAAAGGAUAGAUGUAAGAGAAAAUGCCAGCAUAUUUCACAAUAUAAACUCAACGAAAGAAGAAAUUCUAGGAGCCUGCAGUUACUGCCCGAUAAUUCUGUAUAGGACUCCAAACAAUACAAAAUUUAAUAAAAUUGAAAAUUUAGAAAACUAUAUUGAAAAAGAGCGAUAUGAGUCCUUUAUUGAGGCAACUAAAAAAACAGUGCCAUAAAAUUAUCAUCCCUAAGCUCAAGUUUGGCUUGGUAAUAAAACCUUCUCAUUGGGAAUGGAUUGAAAAUUUAAGACCCAUUGAAACCCAUUAGAAUGUAGAAUAGCCCUGCACCACAGGAACUUCUGCAAAUAAUAUUUUGCAAUUGCAAAAGAGGACGUGGAGCAUCAUGUAGCUGCCAUAAAAUUGGGCUAUUUUACAACUCAACCUGCGGUGAUUGUGCUGGUCAAAAAUGCCAGAAAUUGCCAAAGUAUUAAAAAUGUAUUCUUCCUUGUUAUAUAAGAUAAAAUAAUAAUAUAGAAUUAUUGCAUAAAUCUUGUAAAUAAUUUUUUUUAUUUUUUUUGUCAUGAUUGAUAUAUAGGGGUUGAAAAUUUUUAAUACAUACCCAUAAUAUACAAAAUAAAAGAGAUAAAAAAUGACAAUUUGGAAUAAAUAAAUUAAAAAAUUGUAUAAGUACGCCUGUAAAUAUUUUUUUCAAUUUUUUCCGAAUGGAUCCGGAGAUGAUUUAUAGCGAGUUGAAAGUUAUAAGUACAAAAUAUUCAAGUCGAAACAGAUAAAAAUUUAAAAUAAAUUAAUCAUAAAAAUCAUAUCAUAAAUACGUAUAUAAAUAUUUCUUUUCAAUUUAUUUUGAAAUAAGGGAUGAUUUAUAAGGGUUGAACAUUUGUGAUGCAAAAUAUAUGAGUUGAACACAAACAAAAAGAGACAAUUUAAUUUAAGUAAGCUACCACAAAGUAAUUACAUAUUCUUUAAUUUUUUAUUAACCGGGGGUGCUUUAUAAGGGAAGAAAUACAUUAAGAAGGGUUAAAAAAUUAUAAGUUCUAUAUUGAAGCAUUAAGCAACUUAUAUUGAAAUCUCAAAUCUAUUUUUCUACUUAUUAAAUGCGUAUAAUUAUAAUUUUAUUGAUUUUUUGCAAUAAGAGGUAGUUUUCAUC